AUGGACUCCUUCACUGAUUUGUUUCGCGAGAUCUUUGUGGACAGCCUGGUAGGUGUGCUCGCAGGAUCAGACUCAGGCAGUAGGGAGAGGUGCUCCCCGCAGUGGGCACUCCUCACCGAGGCGCUCCUCACCGCGGCAUUCUUCACACUUCCACGCUCCCCCCCGCAGGCACACCUCCCGUUCGAGUCCUACGACGCCUUCCUCACACACGCGAGAAGGCACCUGCUGGAGGACGAACGCGUCGCGCAGAUAAACAGGUGCGUGGACGAAGUAGACCCCGGCGCGCUGUUCUGCGCCAAGGGAAUUGUGCAAAGCCUGCUGCAAAUCAUCAAGGGGAAGUUCCAGGAAAUUUUUCUCCUCACCUACUGCGACAACUUCAUCGAAAAUUACACCAAAACAGCUAGCUUUCUCAACGAAAUAAAGUAUGAACAGUACAUAAUUUCUGAACAUGUUCAUAAUUUUUUAAAAAAUUUCGAAAGGGAAGCAUACGCACAGUACAUCCUCAAUGUGCUGGAAAAUAAGAUAAAUGAAAAUUGCAAAAAUGUCAUACUGUUUGAUAAAAAAUAUAUAUUUGAUGACAAGUUUUAUUGGCUAAAGGAAACGAUCAAUUUGAUUAAAAUUUUUAAAAUUCUGUUUACCAGCAAGUAUUACAUUCCAAGUUCUCUUCCGAAUUAUCUGGCCUUCAUUUUUAAGCACUUUAAAAAUUACAUAGACAAUGUGGAAGCCUUUUUGCUUUUCCUGCGAGAAAAUCGGAACGCCAAAAUUUUUGGCACGGACAGAACGCAAUUCAAUUGGAGCCCGACGCUCAGCUACAACAGCGUGGGGUUCGUCCUGUCCGACUUGAUGGCCCUACGGAGGAUAUUUCAAGUGGGGAGAGGCGCGCGAGCGCUUUUGAAAAGGGGAAAACUGGGAGGAAGCGCGAGGGUAGAAGUGAAAGAGGUGAACUCACCAGGAGCGGUGGUUGAAGGGGGAGCUUGCGCGAUGGACGGAGCGCGAGAGGAGGAGACCCACUCUGCGCUUCCCAAACGUGCGACCAGCACCAUGGGUGAUAUCCCCACGUGGAUGUUCACAAAGAUACUGUCCGACUGCGCAGGUGUGUACUCUGAUGGAGAGGGCAACGGUAAGGACGGCGGUAAGGACAGCGGUGAGGACAACGGUGAGGACAGCGGUAGGGACGACUCAUUUGGGGAGAUCGACCACGCGUCCUCUUCCUCAUCCUCCAGCUGCGAUGAAAGCAUCAAGGAAAUCGUCAUGCAGGAGAUGGGAACCCCGUUUGGAAAGUGGAACUCUUGGCUCAGCGUCGAAAGUGGUUUGUCCCCCCUCACCAGGGAUAUCGAGCUAGCCACCCAGAUGAAGAACAAAGCAACCCAUGAACAGCAUGCUGAUGCUGGUCAGGAGAAUAAGCAAAAGGUUGAUGAACACCCACAUAGGGAAGGCCACAUUUCUCGCAACUAUAACAACGGGGGGGAUAUUACCAGUGAAGGGAAGGACCAAAAUGGGGACUCUCACCACCUUGGGAAGGUCAAAAUUAAAAGCGAUAGUUCCACCACCCAGGGGAGUGACACCGAGCUGCACGAACUGGGGAGAGCAAACAGAAACACCCUCAAGGAAAAAAAAAAACAAAUGAAAGUCCAUUUACAAAUGUGCAAAAAAAAAAAAAAAAAAAAAAUAAAAAAACCAUGUAAACUGUAUU
Plasmodium cynomolgi strain B is the source of this 1693-nucleotide messenger RNA. RefSeq lists its product as hypothetical. Gene Ontology annotation, cellular component: membrane; COG complex. The record is from RefSeq and is a predicted model, not a curated record. The annotation marks the transcript as partial. NCBI's taxonomy places the organism in Eukaryota, Apicomplexa, Aconoidasida, Haemosporida, Plasmodiidae. Gene Ontology annotation, biological process: protein transport; Golgi organization; intra-Golgi vesicle-mediated transport. The transcript has a single exon.